UGGUAACAGGGUGAUCAGGAGAGAGUGAGUGAGUGAGAGUUUGACAGAGAGCAGUGUGUGAUUUCAGAUCUUCUACCAGGUGAAUCUCUCACCCAGGGAGGUAGCACACUGUGACAGCGGUAUAAACCAGACUCUGACAGAGAAUUGGAAGAAAGUCAUGUAUCUACCCAGGCCAGAGAACCAGCCGUAAAAGACAAAAGGCGGUCUCCCCCUUCGGACAGGCCUCCCACCUCCCCCCACGCCAACCCUCACCACAGUGCCUCCCCAGAGGACCAGGAGAGCCCGGAGAGAGUGGUUCAGAAAGAGAAACUGCAUGCAGAGCUGAAACAGGUGCUGAGUCUGAAGAGAAGUCACCUGAAAGAGUCGUUUCGUUUGGCCCAAGCGGAGAUGGAUUCUUCAACAGAUGCCCAAGCAGUGGAGGAGACUGCAUCUGAGGAGGUAGAGGUUGUGGUAGAGACAGAGGCUGAGGCUGGAGCCAGUGGCUACAGUGUCACAGGUGGAGGGGAGCGAGGCCUCUUCAUUAAGGACGUCCUUAAAGACUCCACUGCAGCAAAGCAUCUUAGCCUCCAGCAAGGAGAUCAGUUGCUCAGUGCAAGAGUCUACUUUGACAAUGUGAAGUAUGAGGAUGCCCUGAAGAUCUUGCAGUGUGCAGAGCCUUAUAAAGUCUCCUUUUUCCUGAAGAGGACCAUCGCUGGCGCUGAUGUCACCAUGCACCCUGGCACCACCAGCUUGGAACUGAAAGGACCCAAAACCAAGAUGCAGAAAAUGAGUGUCAAGAGCAUCAAACCUUUCAAAGCGAAGAAAAAGAGGGGAGGACGUUUUGGAUUGAAAAGGCUGAAGGAAAACAAGAAAGGGAGCACUGGAGCAGAGUUGGAGAUGGAGGGAUCGCCUUCCAAAGUGGAGCUCAACCCCGUCGACGUGGAGUUUGCCUUCCCCAAGUUCAAGCUGAGGAAGGAUGGGAAGGCAGAGGGAACUGAGCAGCAUGGAGGAGUGGUCGCCACUGGCAGGAAGAAGAGGAUGAUAAGGUGUCCCAGGAUAAACGCAAAGGGUGCUGAGGUGGCUACAGGAGAAGUUGACAUGACGCAACCAGAGGGACAGGCUGACGUCUCCCUGCCAGAUGUGCCUGGAGCUAAGGUCAAAGUCAAAGGAAAGGGCCACAGGUUCGGAAUUCAUUUCCCUAAAACAAAAAAGACAACAUCGGACACUGCCUUGUCUGAAGGGUCUCUGGAGCUGAAACCUCCAGAUGUCAAAUUCACACCACCCUCAGUGGAAUUCAGUUCGCCAUCUGGAAACAAGGAAGUCAACUUACAGAAACCAGAAGUGAAAGUCAAGAAGGGGUCAAAGUUUAUGCACCGAGAGGUAGAGCUUUCACUAGGACUCCCCUCAGCCCGACCCUCUGAUGAAAUUGAUGGUGAGAUAAAAGCAAAAGGUUUAGCUGAAGGAGUUGAAGGGUCAACAGGCCUGUCUGGCAUUAAAAUGCCAGCUAUUGACAUCUCUGCACCCAACAUCGAUCUGCAGCUGGACACCCGGAGUAGAGUGCCAGACGAGAUAGAGGGACCCUUUUUUAAAGGGCCAAAUAUAUCCAUGCCAAAAACUGACAUCUCCCUACCAAAGAUUGGAUCAUCUGAUAUGGAUAUUGAAGGUCCAGAAAAGGGUGGAAAAAUGAGCCUACCAGCAGUUGACAUUUCACUGCCAAAGAUGACAUCAGGAGAAGCAAAUGUUGAUGUGGAAGGACACAUUGGAAAGGGAGGCAAGUUCAAAAUGCCAACUUUCGAUGUUUCUCUUCCAAAAUUCAAGUCUUCAGAGGAGGACAUGAAUAUAGAGGGGCCUGAAGUCAAAGGAGAGUUCAACAUGCCAAAAGUUGACCUUUUACGCCCGAAAGGUAAAGUGGGAGGUGAGGUGGACAUUGAAGGAUAUUUAGGAAAAGGAGGUACAUUUCAGAUGCCCACAUUUGACAAUUCUCUACCAAAAAUGAAGUCAUCAGACAGAGAAAUUAAUGUAGAAAGACCUGAAGUGAAGGGUGGCAAAAUUCAAAUGCCCUAUGCUGACAUAUCUCUCCCUGAAGGAAAAACAGAGGGGAAAAUGAACAUUGAGGGACAUUCUGGAAAAGGAGGCAAGUUCAAAAUGCCCUCGUGUGACGUUUCUCUUUCUAAAAUGUUGGGCAAUGCUAGUUUAGAGGGACCUGAAUUGAAAGGGGGAAAGUUAGAAAUGCCCACACUUGAUAUUUCCCUUGCCAGAGGAAAAGCAGAGGGUGAAGUCAAUAUUGAUUCAAAUGUAGGAAAAGAAGGAAUGCUCAAAACACCCACAAUUGACAUUCCUCCUCCAAAAAUGAGGUCGUCAGGAACAGAAGUCGAUGUAAAAGGGCCUGAUGUAAAAGGAGGAAAGUUCUACAUGCCACAAGUAGACAUUUCACUUCCCAAAGGAAAAAGCGAAAUUGACAUUGAGGGAAAGUCUGAAAAAAGAGGGAAGAUUCAAAUGUCCUCAUUUGAUGUCUCACUUCCAAAAAUAAAGUCAGCAGAGGGUGACAUGAAAAUAGAAGGAUCUGAUGUGAAAGGCAUCACAUUUCAUAUGCCCACUAUAGAUUGUUCACUUCCAACAGGAAAAACAGAAGUUGACAUCAGCGUUGAAGGAGAAGCAUCUAAAGGCGGAAAGUUUCACAUGCCUUCGCUUGAUAUUUCUCCUCCGACAGUGAAGUUCCCAGAGGGUAAAGCGAAAGUAAAAGGCCCUGAAAUCAAAGGGGGAAAGGUCGAGAUAACAAAUUUCGAUGUGUCCCUUCCAAAAGGCAAAACAGCGGGAGAAGUUCAUGUUGAAGGCCAUGUCAGUAAAGGGGGAAAGUUUAAGAUGCCCAAAUUUGGCAUUUCUUUCCCGAAAUUUAAGUCACCAGAGGGUAAGGUUAACACAGAGGGACCUGAAGUCAAAGGAGGGAAGUUUCACAUGCCUAAAAUUGACAUUUCAGUACCAAAAGUAAAAGCGGAAGGUGACAUCAAAGUUGAAGGAGAUUCUGACAUUUCCCUUCCAAAAAUGAAGUCACCAGAAGCAGAUAUCCUUUUAGAAGGACCAGACCUCAAAGGAGGAAAGUUUCAGAUGCCAACAAUUGACCUUUCCCUUCCAAAAGGAAAGGGAGAAAUUGACACUGAAGAACAUUCUGGAAAAGGAGGCAAGUUCCAAAUGCCAGCAUUUGAUAUAUCACUUCCAAAAAUGAAGACACCAGAUGGUGAAGUCAGCCUAGAAGGCCCUGAAGUCAAAGGGGGGAACAUUAAUAUGCCAACGAUGAACAUUUCUCUUCCAAAAGGAAAAAUGGAAGGAGAAGCUAAGGAACAUGCAAUCAAAGGGGACAAGUUUCACAUGCCCUCGGUUGACAUUUCUCUUCCAAAAAUGAAGUUGCCUGAAGGUGAAGUCAAAGUAGAAGGCCCCGAAGCCAAAGGGGGAAAGAUUGAAAUGCCAUCGACUGAUAUUUCACUUCCCAAAGGAAAAAUGGAGGGAGAAAUUGACAUUGAAGAACAUUCUGGAAAAGGAGGACGAUUUCAUAUGCCUACAUUCAACGUUUCCCUUCCAAAAAGGAAGUCACUAGAAGAAUAUGUCAGUUUAGAAGGACCGAGUGUCAAAGGAGGGAAGUUUCAUAAGCCCACAAUGGACUAUUCCCUUCCCGAGGGAAAGGGUGAGAUUGAAACUGAAGGACAUUCUGGAAAAGGAGGCAAGUUCCAAAUGACCAAGUUUGAUGUAUCGCUACCAAAAAUGAAGCUCCCAGAGGGGGACAUCAAACUAGAGGGACCGGAAGGCAAAGGCAGUAAAAUACAUAUGCCUAACAUUGAUAUUUCUCUUCCUGAAGGGAAAACUGAAAGAGAUAUUCAGGUUGAGGGGCAUGGUGGCAAAGGGGGGAAGUUUCACAUGCCCUCAAUUGACAUUUCCCUUCCAAAAAUGAAGUUGCCUGAAGGUGAAGUCAAAGUAGAAGGUCCAAAAGCCAAAGGGGGAAAGAUUGAAAUGCCAAAGAUUGAUAUUUCACUUCCAAAAGGAAAAACAGAAGGGGAAAUAGACAUUGAUGGACAUUCUGAGAAAAAAGGAAAGUUUCACUUGCCCACAUUCGACAUGUCCUUACCAAAAAUGAAGUCAAAAGAUGGUGACAUUAAAUUAGAGGGUCCAGAAGUGAAAGGCAGUAAAAUACAUAUGCCUAAUAUUGACAUUUCUCUUCCAAAGGUGAAGGCAGAAAGUGAUAUUGAGGUUGAGGGGCAUGGUGGUAAAGGGAGAACGUUUCACAUGCCCUCACUUGACAUUUCUCUUCCAAAAAUGAAGUUACCUGGGGGUGAAGUCAAAGUAGAAGGCCCCGAAGCCAAAGGUGGAAAGUUUGAAAUUCCAACAAUUGAUAUUUCACUUCCAAAAGGAAAAGCAGAGGGAGAAACUGACAUAGAAGGACAUUCUGGAAAAGGAGGAAAGUUUCAUACGCCCAAGUUUGAUGUAUCGCUACCAAAAAUGAAGCUCCCAGAGGGGGACAUCAAACUAGAAGGACCGGAAGGCAAAGGCAGUAAAAUACAUAUGCCUAACAUUGAUAUUUCUCUUCCUGAAGGGAAAACUGAAAGAGAUAUUGAGGUUGAGGGGCAUGGUGGCAAAGGGGGGAAGUUUCACAUGCCCUCAAUUGACAUUUCCCUUCCAAAAAUGAAGUUGCCUGAGGGUGAAGUCAAAGUAGAAAGUCCAAAAGCCAAAGGGGGAAAGAUUGAAAUGCCAUCGACUGAUAUUUUACCACCCAAAGGAAAAAUGGAGGGGGAAAUUGACAUUGAAGGACAUUCUGGUAAAGGAGGACGAUUUCAUAUGCCAACAUUCAACGUUUCCCUUCCAAAAAUAAAGUCACCAGAACCAGAUGUCAGUUUCGAAAGACCAGACCUCAAAGGAGAAAAGUUUCAUAUGCCAAAAAUGGACUUUUCCCUUCCCAAGGGAAAGGGUGAGAUUGACACUGAAGGACAUUCUGGAAUAGGAGGCAAGUUCCAAAUGCCAGCAUUGGAUAUAUCACUUCCAAAAAUGAAGACACCAGAAGCGGAAGUCAGCCUAGAAGGCCCUGAGGUGAAAGGUGGAAAGUUUGAAAUGCCAAAGAUUGAUAUUUCACUUCCCAAAGGAAAAACAGAAGGGGAAAUAGACAUUGAUGGACAUUCUGAGAAAAAAGGAAAGUUUCACUUGCCCACAUUCGACAUGUCCUUACCAAAAAUGAAGUCAAAAGAUGGUGACAUUAAAUUAGAGGGUCCAGAAGUGAAAGGCAGUAAAAUACAUAUGCCUAAUAUUGACAUUUCUCUUCCAAAGGUGAAGGCAGAAAGUGAUAUUGAGGUUGAGGGGCAUGGUGGUAAAGGGAGAACGUUUCACAUGCCCUCACUUGACAUUUCUCUUCCAAAAAUGAAGUUACCUGGGGGUGAAGUCAAAGUAGAAGGCCCUGAAGCCAAAGGUGGAAAGUUUGAAAUUCCAACAAUUGAUAUUUCACUUCCAAAAGGAAAAGCAGAGGGAGAAACUGACAUAGAAGGACAUUCUGGAAAAGGAGGAAAGUUUCAUACGCCCAAGUUUGAUGUAUCGCUACCAAAAAUGAAGCUCCCAGAGGGGGACAUCAAACUAGAAGGACCGGAAGGCAAAGGCAGUAAAAUACAUAUGCCUAACAUUGAUAUUUCUCUUCCUGAAGGGAAAACUGAAAGAGAUAUUCAGGUUGAGGGGCAUGGUGGCAAAGGGGGGAAGUUUCACAUGCCCUCAAUUGACAUUUCCCUUCCAAAAAUGAAGUUGCCUGAAGGUGAAGUCAAAGUAGAAGGUCCAAAAGCCAGAGGGGGAAAGAUUGAAAUGCCAAAGAUUGAUAUUUCACUUCCAAAAGGAAAAACAGAAGGGGAAAUAGACAUUGAUGGACAUUCUGAGAAAAAAGGAAAGUUUCACAUGCCCAAGUUUGAUGUGUCACUACCAAAGAUGAAGCACCCAGAGGGGGAUGUCAAAGAAGGCCUUGAAGUCAAAGGUGGGAAGUUUGAAAUGCCCAAAAUUGAAGCAGAGCGUAGGAGUGGAGUCAAGUUACCAACUGUUAAACUGCCAACGGUAGACAUAUCUGCACCGAAGGUUGACUUAGACUUUGGGCUGUCAAAAGCUAAAGGAGAUGAUAGGGAAGAGAUGGAGCUACUAAAAGCAGAGGGUGGUAGGCCAUCCUCUGGGUCAAGUUUUGACAUGCCAGAUGUCUCUCUCAAAAUGCCAAGAUUUUCUCUCCCUAAAUUUGGUAGAAAGUCUAGUGGAAAUGUAAACCUAGAAGGCUAUGGCACAGAGGACAAUAUUGAUAUUAGCCCCCCACGAGUGGAUGGUGAGGGCAGACCAGCAUCAGUGGAAAUAGGCGGAGAUGGAAAAAUAAAAGGUAAACUAAGGAAGCCCAAAAUGAAAAUGCCAACUUUUGGAAUAUCUAAGAAAGAUGUAUCAAUAGCCAGCCCUGAUGUGGAAAUCAAGACAGAAAAGGGGAAAGUUGACAUUCCAACGCCAGGGAUCAGUGUAGAAAAUCCAGCAGACAAAACAAAUAGAAAAUAUAGACUAAAAUUCCCAAAGUUUAAGAAGUCAUCUCCUAAAGGUAAACUACCAGAGGGAGAGAUAGAUGCCUCAUUGGAUAGUGGAAUGGAAGGGAAAGCUGGCUUUCAUGCACCUGAUGUUACAAUCAAAAUGCCCAAGUUCUCCAUGCCAGGGUUUGGCUCAAAGGAGACAGACUUUGACAGGAGUGGGCCCAGUGCUGAACUAGAAGCUAAAGGAAAGGUCAAAAUGCCAUCAGUGGAGAUAUCCUUGCCAGCUGCCAAGACAUCUGAGCAAGAAAUGUUAAUCCCAGAUGUAUCUGAGGCUGACAUCAGUGGUUAUGAAGGAAACCUGAAAAUCCCUAAAAUGCCAACUAUUGAUGUAUCAGCCCCCCAUAUUGAUCUAGAUGUAACUCUGCCUAAAGUCAAGCAUGAAACAAACAUUGACGGGGAGGGAGGCAAAUUUAAAAUGGCAAACAUCAAAAUGCCUGAUAUAGAUGUAUCACGUCCUAUAGGAAAAACUGGUGACAUUGAUGCAUCCAAAGUGAAACUUGAGGGAGGGGGUGGAAAAUUCAAGAUGCCUGGCAUUAAAAUGCCAAAGGUAGACAUAUCACUUCCAAAAGUAAAACAUGGAGAAAUUGAUGUAUCCACGGUUGAAAUUGAAGGAGAAUGUGGAAAAUUCAAGAAGCCACAUAUGGAAAUGCCAAAUUUUGAUAUAUCACUUCCCAAAGGAAAAAAUGGAGGGAUUGAAGGGCCAAAGAUGGAAAAUGAAGGAGGGGGCGGAAAUUUCAAAAUGCCACAUGUGAAAAUGCCAAAGGUAGACUUCUCACUUCCGAAGGGAAACCAUGGAGACAUCAGUGCACCAGAAAUGGAAGGAGAAGGUGGAAAAUUCAAGAUGCCAUAUAUGAAAAUGCCAAAUAUUGAUAUAUCACUUCCGAAAGGAAAAAUUGGAGACAUUGAAGGACCACAAAUGAAAAUUGAAGGAGGGGAUGGGAAAUGUAAGAUACCACAUAUGCAAAUGCCAAAUGUAGACAUAUCACUUCCAAAAGGAAAAAGUGGAGAUGUUAAUGCACCUGUAUUGGACAUUGAAGGAGAAGGUGGAAAAUUCAAGAUGCCACAUAUGAAAAUGCCAAAUAUUGCUAUAUCACUUCCCAAAGGAAGAAGUGGAGGGAUUGAAGGACCAGACAUGGAAAUUCCGGGAGGGGGGGGGAAAUUGAAGAUGCCACAUAUGAAAAUACCAAAGGUAGACUUAUCAAUUCCGAAGGAAAAGUCUGGAGACAUCAGUGCACCAGAAAUUGAAAUGGAAGGAGAAGGAGGAACAUUCAAGAUGAAAAUGCCAAAUAUUGAUAUAUCACUUCCAAAAGGAAAAACUGGAGACUUUGAAGGACCAGAAAUGGAAAUUCAUGGAGAGGGAAGAAAAUUCAAGAUGCCACAAAUUCAAAUGCCAAAGGUAGACUUAUCACUUCUGAAGGGAAAGUCUGGAGACAUCAGUGCACCAGAAAUGGAAAUGGAAGGACGAAAAUUCAAGAUGCCACAUAUGAAAAUGCCAAAUGUUGAUAUAUCACUUCCCAAAGGAAAAAGUAUAGAAAUUGAAGGACCAGGGAUGGAAAUUGAAGGAGGGGGUGGAAGAUUUAAGAUGCCACAUAUGAAAAUGCCAAACAUUGAUAUAUCACUUCCCAAAGGAAAAGGUGGAGAAAUUGAAGGACCAGAGAUGGACAUUGAAGGAGAGGGUGGGAAAUUCAAGAUGCCACAUAUGACAACACCAAAUAUUGGUAUAUCACUUCCAAAAGGAAAAACUGGAGACAUUGAAGGAUCAGAAAUGGAAAUUCAUGGAGAGGGAGGAAAAUUCACGAUGCCACAUAUGAAAAUGCCAAAUAUUGGUAUAUCACUUCCAAAAGGAAAAACGGGUGUUGUUCAUGAACCUAAUUUGGAAAUUGAGGGAAAUGGAGGAAAAUUCAAGAUGCCACAUAUGAAAAUGCCAAAGGUAGACUUAUCACUUACGAAGGGAAAGUCUGGAGACAUCAGUGCACCAGAAAUGGAAAUGGAAGGACGAAAAUUCAAGAUGCCACAUAUGAAAAUGCCAAAUGUUGAUAUAUCACUUCCCAAAGGAAAAAGUGUAGAAAUUGAAGGACCAGGGAUGGAAAUUGAAGGAGGGGGUGGAAGAUUUAAGAUGCCACAUAUGAAAAUGCCAAACAUUGAUAUAUCACUUCCCAAAGGAAAAGGUGGAGAAAUUGAAGGACCAGAGAUGGACAUUGAAGGAGAGGGUGGGAAAUUCAAGAUGCCACAUAUGACAACACCAAAUAUUGGUAUAUCACUUCCAAAAGGAAAAACGGGUGUUGUUCAUGAACCUAAUUUGGAAAUUGAGGGAGAUGGAGGAAAAUUCAAGAUGCCACAUAUGAAAAUGCUAAAGGUAGACUUAUCACUUACAAAGGGAAAGUCUGGAGAAAUCAGUGCACCAGAAAUGGAAAUGGAAGGAGGUGGAAAAUUUAAGAUGCCACAUAUGAAAAUGCCAAAUGUUGAUAUAUCACUUCCAAAAGGAAAAAGUGUAGAAAUUGAAGGACCAGGGAUGGAAAUUGAAGGAGGGGGUGGAAGAUUUAAGAUGCCACAUAUGAAAAUGCCAAAUGUUGAUAUAUCACUUCCAAAAGGAAAAUCUGGGGAAAUUAGUGCACCAGAAAUGGAAAUGGAAGGAGGAGGAAAAUUCAAGAUACCAUAUAUGAAAAUACCAAAAAUUGAUAUAUCACUUCCCAAAGGAAAAGGUGGAGAAAUUGAAGGACCAGAAAUGGAAAUUCGUGGAGAGGGAGGAAAAUUCAAGAUGCCACAUAUGACAACACCAAAUAUUGGUAUAUCACUUCCAAAAGGAAAAACUGGAGACUUUGAAGGACCAGAAAUGGAAAUUCAUGGAGAGAGAGGAAAAUUCAAGAUGCCACAAAUUCAAAUGCCAAAGGUAGACUUAUCACUUCUGAAGGGAAAGUCUGGAGACAUCAGUGCACCAGAAAUGGAAAUGGAAGGACGAAAAUUCAAGAUGCCACAUAUGAAAAUGCCAAACAUUGAUAAAUCACUUCCUAAAGGAAAAACUGGAGACAUUGAAGGAUCAGAAAUGGAAAUUCAUGGAGAGGGAGGAAAAUUCACAAUGCCACAUAUUAAAAUGCCAAAUAUUGGUAUAUCACUUCCAAAAGGAAAAACUGGUGUUGUUCAUGAACCUAAUUUGGAAAUUGAGGGAGAUGGAGGAAAAUUCAAGAUGCCACAUAUGAAAAUGCCAAACAUUGAUAUAUCACUUCCUAAAGGACAAGGUGGAGAAAUUGAAGGACCAGAGAUGGACAUUGAAGGAGAGGAUGGGAAAUUCAAGAUGCCACAUAUGACAACACCAAAUAUUGGUAUAUCACUUCCAAAAGGAAAAACUGGAGACAUUGAAGGAUCAGAAAUGGAAAUUCAUGGAGAGGGAGGAAAAUUCACGAUGCCACAUAUGAAAAUGCCAAAUAUUGGUAUAUCACUUCCAAAAGGAAAAACGGGUGUUGUUCAUGAACCUAAUUUGGAAAUUGAGGGAAAUGGAGGAAAAUUCAAGAUGCCACAUAUGAAAAUGCCAAAGGUAGACUUAUCACUUACGAAGGGAAAGUCUGGAGACAUCAGUGCACCAGAAAUGGAAAUGGAAGGACGAAAAUUCAAGAUGCCACAUAUGAAAAUGCCAAAUGUUGAUAUAUCACUUCCCAAAGGAAAAAGUGUAGAAAUUGAAGGACCAGGGAUGGAAAUUGAAGGAGGGGGUGGAAGAUUUAAGAUGCCACAUAUGAAAAUGCCAAACAUUGAUAUAUCACUUCCCAAAGGAAAAGGUGGAGAAAUUGAAGGACCAGAGAUGGACAUUGAAGGAGAGGGUGGGAAAUUCAAGAUGCCACAUAUGACAACACCAAAUAUAGGUAUAUCACUUCCAAAAGGAAAAACUGGAGACAUUGAAGGAUCAGAAAUGGAAAUUCAUGGAGAGGGAGGAAAAUUCACAAUGCCACAUAUGAAAAUGCCAAAGGUAGACUUAUCACUUACGAAGGGAAAGUCUGGAGAAAUCAGUACACCAGAAAUGGAAAUGGAAGGAGGUGGAAAAUUCAAGAUACCAUAUAUGAAAAUGCCAAACAUUGAUGUAUCACUUCCCAAAGGAAAAACUGGAGAGAUUAAAGCACCAGAGAUGGAAAUUCAGGCAGAGGGAGGAAAAUUCAAAAUGCCAAAGGUAGAUAUAUCCCUUCCGAAAGGAACGUUUGGAGAAAUUAGAGCACCAGAAAUGGAAGUCGAAGGAGGAAAAUUCGAGAUGCCACAUGUGAAAAUGCCAAAGGUAGACAUAUCACUUCCAAAAGGAAAAAGUGUAGAUGUUAAUGCACCUGAAUUGGAAAUUGAAGGUGAGGGUGGAAGAUAUAAGAUGCCAGAAAUCAAACUGCCAAAUAUUGGUAUUACAUUGCCAAAGGGAAAAUCUGCUGACAUUGAUGCUGAAAUCAAACAGCCCAACGCUGAGGCAGCAGCAAAGAUUCAAAUGCCUUCGAUUGGCUUACCAAAGUUUACAACUCCCGACCUUGAUUUGGACAUGAAUGUUGGAAACCCCAACCAUGGAGCCGAGGUUCAUGAGAAGAGUUCAGACAAAACUGGUUCCCAUUCAAAGGGAGACCAUAAGAUGAAAAUCAAAAUGCCAACAAUAGACAUAGAGUGCCCAAAAGGAGAUCUGGAGCUGGAUAUAGGCUUCCACAAAGUUGCGGGAAAGAAAGACAGAAAAAUAAUAGAGUUGCCUGACUUAGACCAUAAAACUUCUGGUACCAAAGUUAAGGGGCCAAAAGUCAAAGGCACCAAAUUCAAAAUUGGAAUGGAAAAAAUGAAGAACACUGGAGAUCAAGCAUUAGAUGCAGCCACAAAGAAGACUGAGAAAGAGAAUGAAGGGGUCAGUGGUAGAUUUAUGAUUAAGAGGACAAAGCUUGGCAAAGGUGCAGAUGCGGAGGCAGAUGCGGAGGCGGAUGUGGAGGCAGAUGCGGAGGCAGGUGGUUCUGUGUUGCCAAACAUCUUCCUCCCAGAUGUGGGCUUCUCAGUAUCCAAAGGAGCCAGCCAAGAGGGCGAACCUCAUGGUCCAGAGAUUAGUGCCAAAUUGCCAAAAUUUAAACUCCCUCAUGUGGAGAUCUCAGGUCCUUCAGUAGCAGGCCAAGGAGGAGCACAGAUCAACAGCGGACAACAAGAAGACAAAGGUGGUAUCAAGUUUCAAAUACCUGUGGGGCUGAAGAGUAAACAAGGCCCUGCCGAGUCCACUGGCACAGAUGCCAGCACCGAGAAUGGAUUCACAUUACCUCAUCUUGGAAUCAAAUCCCCCAAAAUACCAGAUACAGACUUUGAUAUUGGAGCAUCUCAAACUGGGGACCAUGGGGCAGAUACAAGUACGAGACAAAAAAUGAAAAUACCCAAGUUCGGGGUGGCUUUACCUGCUAUUUCUUCACUUGGAGCCAGAGUACAUUUGAAGGACCCAGAGGUUGAGUAUGAAGGCCCUAAAAUGCCCAAAGUUAAAAAGGCUGUAUUUGUUUUGGUGAAUCCCCAAACAGACCACUCCACUAUGUCCACUAUGUCCACCAGUGUCGAGUCUGGAGAGGCAAACAUCAAAAUGCCAAAGAUCAAAAUGAAGCCAUCGUUUGGAAAGUCAGGAUCCAAGGAAAACAGUGCUGCUUUGAGCAUUGACGGAGAUGUGGAUGGAGAUGACAAGUCAAAGGGAGCAAUGCUAAAAAUGCCCAAAGUCACCUUCUCUCCGGGCAAAACAAGUUCAUUUGAUGUAACCCUAAAAGGUGAGGGGUCUAGUUCCAGCCUCAAUGGUGAGAAAGAUCCAACAUUCCAGAAUGAAUCCAAGGAGGAUAAAGUUAAGUUAGGGAAGCUCAAGCUUCCAAAGAUAGAGUUCUCCUCGCCAUAUUCAAUAAUAGGCAGUGGAGAAGAGGACCUUGAAAUGAGUGCUAAGCUUGUCAAUGAGUCCUCAGGAACUGACGGAGAAACCAAGGGGACGAAAGUGAAUUUAGGCAAAAUGUCCUUCCCGGGAUUUAAGAAGAAGACAGCAAAAGGAGAGGAGGAAACUCAAGACAAUGUGGUGUCCUCAUCGGCCAGGACAGAAAUGCUAGAUCGGGAUAGUUCAGAAUCCCAAACGCCCAUGGUCUCCAUUGGUUUUGUACCAGGGAAGUCUAGGGGGCAGGCAAUGGCUGAGAGCAGCAAAAAGGAGAUGGAAGAAGGAGAGCAGUCAACCUGGUUCAAGGCCCCCAAAUUCAACCUGAAACCCCACUCGACAGGAAUCCUCCACAUUACACCAGAAGGUUCUCCCCAGGGUAGCAGAUCCUCGCUCCAGUGCCAGGGUUUAGAUGAAACUGCUGGUACCUUCCGGCUCCAGAUGCCAAGCAUGCAGUUCUCCACCCACGAGGUGUCUGAGGAGAAUGUUACUACAACAAAGAAGGGAACAGUAACCGUGGUGACAAAGACAACAAAACAUACGGUAACAGAGUCCAGAACUGGUCAAACCCACACAUCGCUAUCCCAUUGUAAUGACUAAAGUCCGAAGAGAUGUGAGAGUAAUAUAUUUUUCCUCUGCCCUGUUGUGACGACUGUUUUUGUGAUUGUUCCGCCACGUUUUUUUCCCCUUCUAUUUUAGUCUUUAUCAUAUUUGAUGGUUUUACUGGUUUAAAUCUGAAUUUCAAUUAAUUAUGUAUUGUUGUUCAUAUAUUUUUGGGGGGCAAAAAUACCACACAUUUUAAUUUCCAAAAGGAAAUGUCUUUUUUCAAUUGCCUUCCCACUUGAUUUACCGACAUUUACCUGGGCAUGAUUGUAGAAUUAGACUGACAAAGAACACAAACCAAUUUAUCAAAAGCAAUUUGUAUGUAAAUACAAAAACAUGUCAUUAUUUUCAUAUUACCGAUGAUACGAAUAGUAACAAGGACAUUAGUGAUUUGUGUUCAUGUAUCUGAGGCUUGAGGAUGGUGUGAGAUUUGUGGUUUAAUUAUUUACUUUCUUAAGAUUGUUUUUUCUUUCUGAUAUAUUAAGAUUUUUGUAAUUAUACCA
This is a messenger RNA of Oncorhynchus kisutch (coho salmon), 13538 nucleotides long. RefSeq names its product periaxin-like. The coding region runs from base 388 to 13032 and encodes 4214 amino acids. NCBI's taxonomy places the organism in Eukaryota, Metazoa, Chordata, Actinopteri, Salmoniformes, Salmonidae. Gene Ontology annotation, biological process: peripheral nervous system myelin maintenance; regulation of RNA splicing. Gene Ontology annotation, cellular component: nucleus; cytoplasm. The record is from RefSeq and is a predicted model, not a curated record. The transcript has 7 exons. Gene Ontology annotation, molecular function: protein binding.